AUGAUAUAUCGUGUGGCUAUAGCCCUCACGAUGAUGAGUAUUUUGCGGAUCCCAUGGUUCGUCGAGCAGCCAGCCAGCUCACUGAUGGAAUGGCACCCUGCAUUUCAACACUUGUGCAAGAAAUUUACUGUUUACAAGGUAUUCAUCUGGCUUGGGAGCUACGGAGGAGAGUGCCCAAAGCCUACGCUGAUCUACUCGAACUAUCGGUUCAUCGAGAAGCUAUACUUGCCCCUCCCUCAUGGCAGAAAAUGGCAAGCAGAGAUGAGCGUUAAGUACGUCGACAAUUCAGGUGUCCGCAGGGUGUCAGGUGGCCGGGAUUUGAAAGCAUCCCAGCAUUAUCCCAGAUUGUUUGGUGCAGCCUUUGCCCAACUAUAUCUUAGCGAGCAAGCUGGCGUGCGUACAGAGAUCCAGCGCCAGAAGAUACUUAGCUAUGAAUCUAUGAAUGCUCAAUCCUCGUUUAGAAUGCGUGAACAGGUAGUGAUAUACAGUGGUCAUGAUUUCAACACUCAGGAUGAAGCUGGCCGAUCGCGAAGAACCCAUGAGGCCCUUCAAGGACUGCGUUGA
Durusdinium trenchii is the source of this 564-nucleotide messenger RNA. NCBI's taxonomy places the organism in Eukaryota, Dinophyceae, Suessiales, Symbiodiniaceae. The record is from the annotation of a GenBank genome assembly.